This is a messenger RNA of Stylophora pistillata, 896 nucleotides long. RefSeq lists its product as uncharacterized. The record is from RefSeq and is a predicted model, not a curated record. NCBI's taxonomy places the organism in Eukaryota, Metazoa, Cnidaria, Anthozoa, Scleractinia, Pocilloporidae.
CUGCUGCUAUUUUGUUACAGGAAUACUUUUACUGCAAUCAGCCAGUGGGCAUCAUGCUUUAAUCUUCAAUUUUUCAGUGAAAGUGUCUUUUAUGAUGCACAGAAAAAGUACUUGUUCCCUGUUAUUCAUGAGGCAUGGGAGGCUGAAAGUAGGAGGCAAAUUGAGAUUCUCACUGCCAGGGGUGUUGUUAAUCUUAAUGGCGAUGGUCGCUGUGGCAGUCCAGGCCAUUCUGCAAAGUAUGGCACUUACACUUUUAUGGAUGAGGACACUGGUAAUGUGGUGGCAUUUCAGGUGGUUCAGGUCACUGAGGUCACAUCUUCUAAUGCAAUGGGGAAAGAAGGAUUUACGAGGUGCAUAGAAAUGCUUGAAGGAAAAGACAUCACCAUCAGUAGGAUUGCAACAGAUCACUAUGUCUCUAUCACCAGUUCCAUGGCCAAAGAUCACCCAAACAUCAAACACCAAUAUGAUGUGUGGCAUCUCUCCAAGUGGGUGGUAAAGAAGCUGACUCACAAGGCAAAUCAAUGGGGAUGUGAAAACCUCUCAGCAUGGAUACAAUCAAUCUCAAACCACCUAUGGUGGUCUGCUGCAACCGGCAAUGGUAAUGUUUUGGCUCUUCAAGAAAAAUGGAAGUCACUCUUAAAUCACAUCUGUAAUAAGCACAUCUGAUCAGGAAAUACUCAUUUCCACCAAUGCUGUCAUCAACAGAUUUCUCCCUCUGAAGCCAAGAAAGUCUGUUGGCUUAAGCCAAACAGUCAAGCUUUCUUAGCUUUAGAGGAAAUAGUUCUAGACACUAAAUUGUUGAAAGAUAUUGCUAAGAUUACUGACUUCUGCCACACAGGUAGAUUAGGGGUAUACCAGGGCUUUAGUUUAUAAGUAAGAUAAAACUUUUCAUCAAA